AACAAUUGCCGAAUGUGCAUUCGGGAUCGGCGGCUGUCGACCGCCGCGACCUCCCUGCCGCCACAAUGUUAUUGGGCUGCUGCGGGGGCGCGAAUCAGCGCGGGGCAAUCACCGAACGCGCCGCUUCGGGUUUUUGUUGUUGUGGUUGACGUUCCCGCGUCGCCCCUGGCAACAACGGGGCUUGUGUACACAAAAGUAGCGCCGGCCUAUUGAGACCGCCGGGACGGCGCGCAGCGAUAUGCGUGAAGGCGGCUCAAAGUCCGUUCCGGACAACCGAGAGAAAACAAAAAAAAAUCAUUUAAAAUCAACAACAAAACGAACGAAGAGAUGCAUGCGGCAGCAUUUAGUAGUGCAAGUUAUUAAACUUUAAUAUAAACCCGGCGGUUUGCGCGCGCUCUAUAUUUACCGGCGGCGGAGCGGUGCGUAAGUCAGACAGCGGGCGGUCUCCAUGGAGACGGGAAGGCCCGCGGCCCAACUGAGAAUUUAACUUCUUUGAAGGGUCCAACCCCCUUAGCUCUCUCUCAUCUCUGUCUCUCGUCUCCCUCAUCUCUCAUCCCCUCUCUCAUCUCUCUCCUCUCAUAUCUCCUCUCUCUCACCUCCCUCACCUCCUCUCUCAUCUCUCUCAAUUCUCUCUCACAUCUCUCAUCUCCCUCAUCUCUCUCACAUCUCUCAUCUCCUCUCUCAUCUCUCCCUUAUCUCCCUCAUCUCUCUCAAUUCUUCCUCAUCUCUCUCAUCUCCUCUCAUCUCCCCUGUCGUUCCGCUUCACCGACCGAGGGCGAGCGUCGACAUCCACGUGGCGGUUUGCUCCACCGAGGGAGGCUUCUCUGUCUGUUGGAGCUUCGAGUUGUUCGCCCGGGCAAGAGAGAUGACGGCGUUUUUAGCGCAGGCCCAGAGCGAGGCCUACACCUUCACAAGUCGACCUCGACCCGUGCCGCUCCGCGCCCCCUACAGACAGCCGGACGAUGGCUCAGAUCGCUUUGGCAACAUCAUGUACGACCGGCGCGUUGUGCGUGGGAACACGUACGCGCAGCACUUGCAGCCCACGUCGGCAGGGCCAGACCCCGUGGAGCUGCAGAGGCAGCAGGAGUCGCGGCGGCGCGCCCUCGCGCGCAAGAGAGCCAAGGCCGCCCUGCGCCCCUUCUCCCCCGAGCCCGUGGAGGGCCGCAAGCACGUCGACGUACAGACCGAGUUGUACCUGGAGGAGCUGAGUGGCCGUGUGCAGGAGCGCGACUGGGGCUGUCAGACGGACGCCUUCCUCGACCGCCCCGCUAGCCCUCUCUUCAUCCCCGCCAAGAGCGGGCGCGACGCCACCACGCAGAUCCUGCCGGGCGAGCUGUUUGACUUUGAAGUGGAGGUACGGCCCCUGGUGGAGGUGCUCGUGGGCAAGACGGUGGAGCAGUCGCUGCUGGAGGUGAUGGAGGAGGAGGAGCUCGCGUCGCUGCGCGCCCAGCAGCGCGCCUUCCUGGAGCUGCGCAACGCCGAGCGCGCCGAGGCCCAGCGGCUCCACGAGCAGGACCGGAGGCUGCGCGCCGAGAAGGAUCGCCGGCGGCGGCAGCAGCAGGAGGUGGUGGCGCAGGAGAAGGAGGUGGCGGACAAGGUGGCGGCGCGGGCAUUCGCCAAACGCUACCUGGGCGACCUCAUCCCGGCCGUGUUCAGCACGCUGCGCGACACGGGAUACUUCUACGACCCCGUCGAGAGGGAUGUGGAGAAUGCGUUCAUGCCCUGGCUGAUGAACGCGGUGGAGGCAGAGCUCCAGAAGGCACUGGAGGCCCGAGCUCUCCUGGACUCGAUCAUCCGCGACGUGGCAGCUCGUAGAGAGAGGAGCUACGGAGGAGGAGAGCCUUCUGAGAGCUAAGGACACCUGAGAUGUCAUCUGAAGUGACGCCAACCCAAAACAUCUUUCCCACUCUCAGUGGUUCGGGUGGUUUGAGGGGAAUCGUAAUGGCCGCGUCAAAGCCACCGAGUUCCUGGCUUCGAAUCCAGAGCUUCCCAUUCAUGUGGUAUUGCAAAAAUAAGGCGAUGUUUUACAGAGUUUCAUACUGUUGUGCUAUAUUGGCAAUGAGUGAGCAUAACAAUAAAUGUAAUUGUCAAACAGGA
Petromyzon marinus (sea lamprey) is the source of this 2097-nucleotide messenger RNA. It is a transcript of the gene RSPH3, whose product is annotated as radial spoke head 3. Gene Ontology annotation, cellular component: cilium. The record is from RefSeq and is a predicted model, not a curated record. NCBI's taxonomy places the organism in Eukaryota, Metazoa, Chordata, Hyperoartia, Petromyzontiformes, Petromyzontidae.